CACGUGUAGUUCCUUAUGUAGUGUCAUAGCUUAUUUUAUCAGUUGUCAUACAUAUUUAUAUAUAUAUAUAUGAAAAUGCGCUUAUCGGUGCUGUUAAACUGCAUCUAUAUCUUGUUUAUAAGGAGCUAGUUGGUUGCUCUUAAGGCGUCGCUAAUGAGCUAUCUUGUUAGCAUUAGCCCACAAGGAACCGCUAGUGGUUGCUUAGCGACCUGCUUCCAAUAGCACAAACUAGCUAGUUAGUAACAAUUAGUUUGUUACUCAGCUACAUGGCAUAAAGAUUAGCUGAAGUCGGGCGUGUGCAGUAAGAAUAGGCUAACCAAUUACUAUAAUACAGGUUGUUCAUAUGAGAUUAAACUGUCUAAAUGGAAACGUCUUAAGUGAAAAGCAGGAUAAGUUUUGAUAAUGCAAGCUAACUACCCGGAGCGACUAAAGAUGUUCACAUCUGUAUCUUAACCAAAUGGUCGACCUGUGAAAUUAAGUGAAAGAAAUCUGAAUCUGAGAGCAGAAGACUGUCGCAUCGCUCAGCACUGAAACAGAUAAGACUCGGGUUACACUCCUCCGUCAGAUGGCGUUCUGCCUGGCUGAACUGCACUUGUGGUCCACCAAGAGCUCACUCCAAGUUAAAGAUACAGAUAUUGGCACCUAUCAGUACUACGAUAAAGGAGAGCCAGCAAAUUCCCUGGAGCAUCACUACUACAAGGAGAAACUCCAGUUCUGUGAAGCUCGAGGCUAUUUGUGGACCCCCAGGAACCGCCGACCAGAAAAGCUACGUGAUUCGCUGAAGGAGUUGGAGGAGCUGUUGCAGAGCAACACUUGUAUUCACACCAGAUGGAGAAACAAGUACUGCUGCCAGAUGGUGAUGAGCAGUGGAGUCCUGGUGACCCUUACUCUCAGUGGACCUCAGCUUGAACAAGUGUGUAUAGACCGCACAUUAGUGGGCCGACUACCAGCCAACACAGUGACUGAUGCUGUUCUGAGUGACCGGCUGAUUUUGCUGUCCUUCCUGGAGCAGAGCCAAGUGGCUGCAGUCUACCUGAACAAAAAGAACCAGGAUUCCCCGGAGACUGGCAAGCGAACAGUCAAAUUGUCACCCUCUGAAAUCAAGGUGGAGUGUGUGGAGGUGGGUGGGUGGGGUCGAAGGAUCCACAGAAACGUCCGUCUCAACCAUCUCCAGGAUGUGGCGAUCUGUUGGUGGAACCUGGAUGAGCCUGGCGAGGACCUGUGGCCAUGGACUCCCACAGAAACAAACAGAAACAACCUGGUUCUUAUCAGCCUCUCACCUAUUGAAGGCCUCAAGAUCCUCAGCUCUGUCCGGACCGAAGGCAGCCCCUUGGACUGUCACUUCAGCCAACUUCAGCCCCACCAGAUGCUAACAGUGGAAUUACCUGCCGGACCUCCAGGCUCCAGAGAAGGCUCCUGGGCUGACACCUGCGUGUAUGAAUAUGCUCGAGGGCGACUGCACCGCCUGUUAGUGACCCACAUCCCGCUACCAUCACAUCCCAUCUCCUGCUCCCGUCACCCUUUUGACACCAUGCUUCUCCUGGGCUUAAGUGACUCCUCCUUAGUCCUUUACGACCAAAGACGGGGAGUCUCGCUUCUGGCCUCCUGCCCUGUGCCACCCACUCUCCUUGCCUGGCACCCUGCUGGUGCUGUUGUCAUGGUAGCAGGAGGACAGGAGGAGCUGAUGUGCUUUGAUGUGGGCUUGGCACCUGUAAGCAUGGCACUGGUUGCAGAAGAGGCAGCUCCAACAGCAACGUUAAGACUAACUCAGUACCUGCACUGCUCCGGAGGCCUGAUUGGACUGCAGUGGGGAACUGGGCUAGAUGGAGUUCCGGAGGGAACAGAUGUGCUGACAUUGACCUUUAAUGGGGGACCACUAGCUGCCUUGAAGUUAAAACUAGGAGCUCUUACAGAGGGCCAGCUGAGUCUGGGGGAGCUGCUCCAGCAGAGGCUGCGUUGUGGUCAGACUGGAGAGGCGCUGGGCAUCCUGGAGGCCAUGGACUGGAGCACCAUGGGGGUUGAGUGCUACCGAGGCCUGAGUUCGGUCACCAACCAUCUGCUGAGGCUGCAGCUGAAUGCAGAAAGGGAAGCCCAGCUGGAAGCAGCUCUGGGUGUUUUUUAUGCCCCACCUGCCCCUCUUUCUGAUUCAGUGAUACUGGAAUACAGGGAGCCAGUAAGCAAGUAUGCCCGACGCUUUUUUCACCACCUCCUCAGGCAUCAACGUUUUGAAAAGGCCUUCCUCCUCGCUGUAGAUUUAGAGGACAGAGAUUUAUUCAUGGACCUCCAUUAUGUCGCCAGUGAUAAGGGCGAGGUGGUGCUAGCAGAUGUGGCCAAGAGGAAAGCUAAUGAAAUCGAGGCCGAGGCCAUCGCAGGCAAUGAGGAGCUUCUGAGAGGCAGAAAUAAUGUGCGUGGGUCCAGCUUCAAUGGCAGACAAGCAGAGAGGAACCAGAGUACAACAGGCAGCUCACACUCAGACAACCUCACAACACGGACUGAUGAAAGAGCCAACGAGAGGAGACCACAGGCCAAGCCCAUACGUGUGACCAUCAGCCCAGCUCUGCUCAGGACACUGAGACAAACAGGAAGCCGCGGAGGUGACAGAGACACAAGGAGUGAUGAUGAAGAUCUCGGGAUGCUGCAUGUGGUUCAUUUAGGAAUGGUUUGACAAAUGGACUUCAUUUAUCCCAACAGGUGACAAGCGAUGGGAGACUUAACUAAUGAGAUGGUCAUUUACAGAUAUUUUUAUCUCUAGACUGGUUACUCACCUGAAUUGUUAUCUGCGAAGAAUCUAGAAAACUUAUACUGUACACCACAAAUGUAAACGUGCAAAUAGAAACCAAAGCCUUUGUUUUUCAGACUUGUCACAGUGUAUCUGUGAAAUUCACUGGAUGUGAAUUCAGGUUGAGCCUUAAAAAGAAACAGUUACAGCAGGUUCUGCUAUUAAAAACAUGACAGAAAACGCUUUAAGUCUGCCAUUAAUCAGCCUGAAAAAAUAAAGACUUUUAUCACACUGA
This is a messenger RNA of Melanotaenia boesemani (Boeseman's rainbowfish), 3014 nucleotides long. RefSeq names its product WD repeat containing planar cell polarity effector. NCBI's taxonomy places the organism in Eukaryota, Metazoa, Chordata, Actinopteri, Atheriniformes, Melanotaeniidae. Bases 566 to 2665 code for a protein of 699 amino acids. The transcript has 18 exons. Gene Ontology annotation, cellular component: axonemal basal plate. Gene Ontology annotation, molecular function: protein binding. Gene Ontology annotation, biological process: nervous system development; establishment of protein localization; cilium organization. The record is from RefSeq and is a predicted model, not a curated record.